CAAAAUCAGAGCAUCCACGAGCACAGCAGGAGCAGGGGCAGCAUCGUGUGGCUCUGCUCCGGGGUGUCUUGAGUCUGCAUCGUCGCAAGGGCACAUGGACAGGUCGCCAGAUUAGCCCCCAAUUGUUGUUAGCUUGCGUUCCCUUGCAUUGCCUGCUCUCUCUGCUGGCCCCGUCCCCCCGCCCUGCAAGUCACUAUAUUUCAACUAGCCUUCCACGGUACGACAAAGCACAGAAAUACACCGAGAAAACGAGAAACAGCAGACACACCAGCACAAGCCUCGCCAUGGUUGAGGUCUACACGUCGACGUACUCACAUAUCGACGUCUACGAGAGCACCAUCAACGACAUCCCGUUGAUGAGGAGGUGCGACGACGAUUGGGUCAACGCUACACAGAUCCUGAAGAUCGCCGGCUUCGGCAAAGCCCAGAGAACCCGGAUACUCGAGAGGGAGGUCCACAAGUUUGUCCACAGAAAGGUUCAGGGCGGCCACGGGAAGUUCCAGGGUACUUGGGUGCCCUUGGAUUUUGCCAAAGAGCUUGCCGUGCGCCACAAGAUCCCUGUCGAAGAGUUGGCCGUCCUCUUCUACGACCCCACCAAGCAUUCCCCGCUCAAAAGCAAGAAGUCGCUCGCCAACGGGGGCUCCAGCUCGGGUAGCUCCAACCCCCAGGCGGCAAAGCAGCUGGACAAAAAGAGGCAAUUGAAGGUGGACACCAGUAACGACGGCAGCGGCAGUGCCGCCAAGAACGCCCGUCAGGGCAGGAAGCUAAACUCACCCCAGAAGAUUAGAAAAGACUCCAUCCCCAACCGCCACAGCUUCCACAACAGCACCAGUGCCGGCAGCACAGGCAAUGCUCCCCUGCCGCCAACAUUUGGCAUGUUCAACGACCCAGCCAAAAGGCUGCACGCAAAAUCCAAGUCCGCUUCGAACAUCUUCGGCUCCGUGGCGGCCAACACCCCUCCGUCUUCAGCACCGUCAAUGCCCCAUCCGGGCUCAAAAAUGGAUCAAUACUACCAGUACCAACAGAUCCAGUCGCACCAGCUGGAAGCACAGCGUGAGCUACAGCUUCUUCAGAAGCAGCAGGACGUGGUGAGUCAGCCACAGGUACCCCACAAUUCACAGCACCAGAACCAGAACCAGAACCAAAGCCAAAACCACUAUCAAUCUCAGCAGCAACAACAGCAGCAAUAUCAUCACCAGCGCCAACAACACCACCACCAACAACAACAACACCCCCACCAGCAACAGCAUCAGCAACAGCAGGGCUUCAACAGACCAGUCAAUGGUACAAACGUGCCUUAUUUCGUGAAUCAUCGCAACAAUCAUAGUAUUCAAUCUGUUUCUGAUGAUUCACAUCAACAAAUAAGAGAAAGCAGUGACACCUCAACUUCGUCGGCAGGCUACAUGAUCUAUGAUAAAAACUCAAACAACCUGCCUCAAAGAUUACAGUUAUACAACAGCACAAAAUAUAACGAUCAGCAACUAAUGGCUAGCCCACAAUCUCAAAUUUUAAGACACAACCGUCAUCACUCAAGUCCACACAUCAUGACUUCCCAAAAUGAAAGCAAUGUAUCUUUUGAUAACUCAAUCGAUAUUCAGGAUUUCUAUACCACCCAACUACUUUCAUUUUUUAUAAAUGAUUCCCCCGUCCCCGAGUUCUUGUAUGACCCUCCUUCCGACUUUGACAUCAAUAAGCAAAUAGAUGAUGAAGGACAUACUCCCUUGCAUUGGGCUUCAGCUUUAGCUGCAGUCGACAUCAUCAAGUUACUGGUUGAUCACAACGCAGACACUCUAAUACUAAAUGACGCUGGAAUGAACGCCUUGUCCAAGUUGAUCAAUUUCAGUAAUUCUUACGAUUGGAAAAACUUCAAUAUCAUUCUUCCUUUGUUGAAACAUUGCUUGGUUGUACCUGAUGCUAAUCAGCGGACUCCCAUACAUUACUUGAUGGAGUUGAGCUCAACUCCUAACAAGCAAAACUCAUCAAGAUAUUACUUUCAUGAAAUUUUAAGCUUCAUCAAAGUUCAGCAAAAGGAGGCUGAGAGAUUCAACAACAAUGUGAAUAAUGAACGUCAAUUAUUGCAAGUUCUUAUAAAUCAUUCUGAUAUUAAUGGGGAUAGUGCUUUACAUUUGGCCAUGAAGGCAAAUUCAAGGGACUUGGUUAAGGAUCUCCUACUUCACGGAGCCGAUGCCAGUAGCGUCGGUGUACAAAAUAUUCCGCCGGAUCUCUUAAAGGAGGUUGAAAUGGAGAAGAAAUACAUGCACAUGAAUUUAGGAAUGUCACAUAACGCGGAUUUGCAUAUGAGUAUGAAUAUGAUGAAUGUGCAGAAUAAUAGCCAAAAUCACAACAAUGAUAUUAACAGUGAAAAUAACACUCAGUCAAGUGGUAACGGUGUAUAUCAAAAUAUGCAAAUGUAUCCUCAAAUGGCAGACCGACACUCUGCGGUGAAUUCGGUUGAGAAUGGAUCGUUUAAAGGAAAUCCAAAUCAGCUCAGCCAUAUUGAUGAGCUAGGAAAUUCUGAUAUUGUUCACUCAAUGACAGAAGUGGGUGAUCAUUCCAACGCCAAUAGAAACAACAAUCCGUUCUUAAUAUCAAAAAAUGAGUCGGUAUCAAGCUACAAAUCCAAAGGUACUCCUCAAACGAUAAUUUUACAACGAACCCCCGGGAGUCAAAUAGAUGUUUCCGAAGACAAGGAAAACAUCUUUGAUACUGUGAUAAAAACUGAACUGGAUUCAGCAAAGGAAUUACCGGGAACACUGGCUUCUACUCCUUCGAAGAUGGAAGUUGAUAACACUUUCUCUAUAGUGGAUGGUGAUCUGACGAAUGACAAGACCAUAGACGAAGAUGAUGAUUCUUUAAUGGUUGUCCAUCCGUCAAAGAUAUCUAAAGUUGAACUUGAUAACUUUAUGAGUUCCUUCCCUUCAAAGAUAUCACAGUUGAAGACUUCACUGGAAAGUAAAAAUGAUCAUUUACAUUACAAUAUCGAGACUAUCAAUAAACUGAACAGUGAGAUAUCAUCAAUAACUGUGAAGAACUCUAAAUGUUUGAAAAAAUUGGCAAAAGUUACACGGUUAGAUCCUAAAAACAUAGAUUUCAUGGCGAUCGCCAAUGCUUCAGAUGAUGUAAUGAAAGACUUCAUUUCAACUAAUGUAUCGAAAAUUGAAUCCAAUUUGGAUAGCAAAAGCGAUAAGCUAUUGGAUUUAUGUGAGCGCUCUCAAGCACUAGAUGUCGCUAAGCUGGUGAAUAUUGAAGAAAAUUCAAUAGUUGAAGAUGAAGGUAAGGCUGUGAGUAACAAACUGGAGUUGGCUAUUCAAUUGACUUUAUUACAAAUCACCCGUCGAAAGAUCAUGGAACAAACUUUGGAACUGUAUCUUAAUGAAGGCGUCAACGACGAAGAUUUCUGUUUUGAUGAAGAUGCCGUCGAUAUAAACAUCACCGCAGAUGAUGCAGAUGAUUUCCGCAUGAUGAGAUCCAAAAUUUCCGUUUACAAAAAAUUAAUAUCAAGCAUAUGCGGCUUACCGGCUUCUGAAAUCAACGGAGACUUACUUAACGGGAUAGAGAAGGUGUUAUCUUGAUAUAUUCAACGUUGAAUUCACAAUUCUUUGAGAACCAACUUUUUCUAGACCUUACAAGAUGUUUCUUACAACUAUUAAGUAUAUGAUAUAAUCUCUAUAAACAUUUAAUAGAUUUAUAGUAUUAAAAUUAUUCUUCGCUUAAAU
Pichia membranifaciens NRRL Y-2026 is the source of this 3716-nucleotide messenger RNA. RefSeq lists its product as hypothetical. Gene Ontology annotation, cellular component: SBF transcription complex; MBF transcription complex. NCBI's taxonomy places the organism in Eukaryota, Fungi, Ascomycota, Pichiomycetes, Pichiales, Pichiaceae. The transcript has a single exon. The record is from RefSeq and is a predicted model, not a curated record. Bases 285 to 3572 code for a protein of 1095 amino acids. Gene Ontology annotation, molecular function: transcription regulator activity; DNA binding; protein binding.